AUGCUCGGCGAGUACCUCACCGCGCUGCUCGUCGCGGUGCUGGGGUACGUCUACCCCGUGUACCUGUGCUUCAAGGCCCUGGAGAAGCACCGGAGAAAGCCCGAGGCGCUCAGGAGCUGGUGCGUGUACUGGCUCGUCCUCGCGGUGUACACCGUGCUCGUCCAGAUCUGCGACCGGUUCGUGUUUUGGCUCCCGAUGUACUGCGAGGCGAAGGUCGCGUUCGUGACGUACUUGUGGCACCCUCGGACGCAAGGGGCGAUCUACAUCUACGAGACGUUCGUGUCCCCGUUCCUCGCGAAGCACGAGGGCGAGAUCGACCGAAGGAUAGAGGAGACGAGGAGCUCGGUGGGGGACGUCGCCGCGCGGCACGUCGGCGCGGCGAGCGACUUCGUCAAGGCGAAGUUCGCCGCGCUUCUCGCCGCGCUUCCUCAGGCGGUGCCGAACAAGGGCGGGUCGUCGGGGUACGUCCCGAGGAACGCGACGGAGGCGGCGGCGAUGGCGUACACGCGCGCGCCGCCGAAGAGGGAUUAG
Molecule: messenger RNA, 531 nt
Organism: Micromonas pusilla CCMP1545
Lineage: Eukaryota; Viridiplantae; Chlorophyta; Mamiellophyceae; Mamiellales; Mamiellaceae
Exons: 2
Coding region: 1-531 (176 amino acids)
Source: RefSeq, a predicted model, not a curated record